UAGAAUGAAAUGUGCUACUUCAACUGCUUCCAUAUUGGAAACUGGCCAAAUAAACAGUUUUUAAUUCAUAAUAUCUGUAAUGUACAAAUAUGGUAACCUUUUUUUUGACACAGGUGCUUGACUAAAAAAUAGUAUGAAAGAGAUCUACUCACAAUUGUGCUGUAUUGUUUGUUAAAGGCUGCAUGUACAUAGAUAAAUGAUACAGUGCAGCAAAAGCACAAGUUGGCUUUUCUAAAACAAUGUAGAAACAUGAGAACCCUAGUGUAAAGAACAAAAUGAUAGAUUCCAAUAGCAGAGAAUAGGAUAACCUGUCCCUAUGACUUUAGCACAUCAGUAGUACAAAACAGUAGACAUAGGGUGAGCUGUUUAUUGUACUCCUACGGUGUUGUUCUGCAGAGGAGAUACAGUAUGAUUUUGUUGACGAGGAGCGAGAAUGUCUUGCCAUUGAUAUCAGACUUUCUCCAAUGCAACGGGGGAAUGAGGGCCGUGUCUUGCUCUCCCUGUGAAAAUGUUUGAGACUAUCAGCUUAGUGUGUUUGACCGUUUCAGACCUUUUCAAAAAUCUGAACAUGGAGAAACAAUAGCUUAAUUACAUUUACUGAACUCAAGAAGUCUUAUUAAGCACAUCAAUAAUAGUGAACGCAUUUGUUUUUAAUUGAUUUUCUACUGGAAAUGUGUACAUCACUUUGUGUUCUUAAAAGAAGGACAUAAUAGACUGCACAUUUGUACAUGUUGACAGUAGGCUGUGUAAUUAUGCCAUUUAGUUGUCUGGAUAAGACAUAUAAACCUGUUUGUCUGUAAACGAUUUUCCUAAACAUUUAGUGUAGUUUGAUGUGAUCUCGUUUUUUUUUUCAUGCUUUGCAAGUAGUAGGCCUAUUAAACAUUCAAUUGCAAAUAUGAAUGCCUAAGGAGGUGCCUAAGAAUUACACUCCAUGUCCUAAUCCAAGUUGUACCAGGCUCACUGAAAUCAUCUUCUCGCUCUGCUCCAGGUAUAACUGUCACUAUGGCAACCAGUGCUGUUCCCAGUGACAAUCUACCCACUUAUAAGCUGGUUGUGGUGGGGGAUGGGGGCGUAGGGAAGAGUGCUCUCACCAUCCAGUUUUUUCAGAAGAUCUUUGUCCCUGAUUAUGACCCUACCAUCGAGGAUUCUUAUCUGAAACACACUGAGAUUGAUAGCCAGUGGGCUAUCUUAGAUGUUCUGGACACUGCUGGCCAGGAGGAGUUUAGCGCCAUGAGGGAACAAUACAUGAGGACAGGCGAUGGCUUCCUCAUAGUGUUCUCUGUUACAGACAAGGCCAGCUUUGAGCAUGUGGAUCGCUUCCACCAGCUCAUCCUCAGGGUGAAAGACAGGGAAUCUUUCCCUAUCGUUCUAGUGGCAAAUAAAGUGGACUUGUUGCACUUACGGAAAAUCUCCAGUGACCAGGGGAAGGAAAUGGCUUCUAAACAUGAUAUAGCUUACAUUGAAACAAGUGCCAAGGACCCUCCCAUGAACAUUGACAAGGCUUUUCACGAGCUUGUCAGAGUCAUCAGGCAGGAGAUCCCAGACAGGACCCAGAAGAAGAAGAAGAAAACCAAGUGGCGCUCCGAGAGAUCCACCGGACCUCACAGACACCACUGUGUCAUCCUAUGAUUGCUCCGGGGCUCUCUGAGAAAGAGGGAUGAGGUGAGAGUGUCGAGUGUUUACACUCUUCCAACUGCCAAGGUGCUCCCUGGCACAGGGGCCAGUGACUCAGACCCAGCAGGCGUGCCUUCAGGCAGCAUGGGAAUGGCCCUAUAUGGAGAAGGAGAGGCUCCAUAGGAAGGAGAUCAACCUGACCACCUGGACAGUACUCUACAUCGAGGGAAUUGGUCUUGCACUCAUACUCCUCAACACAAACUGGUCACGAGCACACAAAGGCUAUCUAUAUAGAAAAGGCCUGUGAAUGUACUGUAAUGUGGCCAAUGUGUGAUUUGUGUUUUAUCGAGUAAUUAAAUGAAGAUGCAAGCAAUGGACGUCUGUAAGGGUAGUCCUUUCCGUAUCCCACAGCUACUGCAUUGUACGGAGCAGGGAGAGAGGGAGAGGAUGUGUCUGUUUGUGUUGGGAUCAGCAGGCCUGCCAGAGCAGCAGGGUGAAGGGGAAGUGAGGAAAGAGAAAAGCUGGCUGUCCCAAUGUCUCCCAGCUGGCACAAUGCAGCAGAGUCUGGGAGGCAGUCAAAGCUUUCACAGGGAGGGUUUCAAACAAACUAGUUGAAAUGUAGUCACAUAAUGAAAAGCACUUUACUGUACAGUAUGUCAUAAGUACCUCGCUUUCCCAUGGUGGUUGCCUAAAUAGUAAAGAUCAAUGCACUGUAUUAGUUUGACUUCUAACUGCAUUGUUUGACUGCAGUUAUUGGACUGCAGAGAUUAACUCUUAGUAAACAAUGUUGCCAAGAUUGUUUGAACAGCAGUGUGUUUUAUGUAUGUGCCCUGUCAUGCAUUUAUUUUUUGCGACAGAACUUUGCUUUGCCAAUGUUAUGUACUUCAGUAAUUUAUUGUUUUGUGUCAGCAAUAUAUAAGGGGUUUGUUGUAGCUCUGAACACUGAAAAAUGUAGUUUCAAAUGUGUUACAAUCAAUAAUACAAGUUACGGAACAUGUAAUUAUGGACUAUUUUCUUUCGUUUCUGGCUUUAAAGUUAUAUUAUUUAGGUUCAACUAAAAUUUCUGCGAAUAACAACAUAUGUUAACUAUUACAUUUCUGGUGCUUUCAUUUUAAAAUGGUGCAAUUAAAAUAGCUGACAUAAGUACCAUAUAGAAAGUACAUUACUACCUAAAUUACUAAAUACGUAACAGUUUUUUAAUGUAACUUAUGCUCAAUUAGGCUAUUUGGCCUUGCAGUGCCUACCAGUGGUUUUAUAUGGAACUGUGAACAUGAACACAAAUCUAUUUGAAAUAGGUCUGUCAAACAGGCACUGUGCUAGUUUAAGUAAAGAACAAACAGCUCAAACCAUAUGUCAGAUGACAAAUUGUCAUUUAGAAUUUACAUGCAUUAUUUUUCACAAAAUAAUGAAUAUGAUGGUUUUCCAUCAUUAAUUCAAAUGACCAAAUGUUUUAUACUGACCAGAUUAGAGACAGAUUUAUUUUAAAGAUGAUCUAUACCCU
Osmerus eperlanus (European smelt) is the source of this 3115-nucleotide messenger RNA. RefSeq names its product ras-related protein M-Ras-like. The record is from RefSeq and is a predicted model, not a curated record. Bases 1003 to 1629 code for a protein of 208 amino acids. Gene Ontology annotation, biological process: Ras protein signal transduction. The transcript is spliced from 5 exons. Lineage: Eukaryota; Metazoa; Chordata; Actinopteri; Osmeriformes; Osmeridae. Gene Ontology annotation, cellular component: plasma membrane. Gene Ontology annotation, molecular function: GDP binding; GTPase activity; GTP binding.